UUCUUAACAGGAGGUCGCUGCGAGGUCACGGUGAUUGACUUUUACCCAGUACUUCUGUUAAAGGAAUCCGAAACCAAUAAAGAAUACUUCUGGUAUUACUGAAUCAAUCUCUCAAAUCUAGAUCUUCCUGUUUUGGCGACUUUUUGAAGAUCUUAGAGAAACACAAACAAGAUGAAGGCUCUUAUCCUUGUUGGAGGAUUUGGAACAAGAUUGAGACCAUUGACUCUAAGUAUGCCAAAGCCUCUGGUGGAAUUUGCUAAUAAACCCAUGUUAUUGCACCAGAUAGAAGCUCUGAAAGCAGUUGGAGUGACUGAAGUCAUUUUAGCUAUCAAUUACCAACCAGAGCUUAUGAUGAAUUUCAUAAAAGAGUUUGAGGAGAAGCUAGCCAUCAAAAUAACCUGCUCGAGAGAAAUCGAGCCACUUGGAACUGCUGGUCCUUUAGCUUUGGCAAGGGAAACAUUAAUCGAUGGAACCGGAAAUUCAUUCUUUGUCCUCAACAGUGAUGUUAUUUCUGAAUACCCCUUCAAGGAAAUGAUUGAGUUUCAUAAUUCUCACGGAGGCGAGGCUUCCAUCAUGGUUACCAAGGUUGAUGAGCCAUCUAAGUAUGGCGUUGUGAUUCUUCAAGAGACGACAGGAAAAGUAGAGAAAUUCGUUGAGAAACCGAAAGUAUUUGUGGGUAACAAGAUUAAUGCCGGAAUCUACUUACUAAACCCUUCAGUUUUAGAUCGAAUCGAGUUAAGACCAACUUCGAUUGAAAAAGAGGUUUUCCCAAGAAUUGCAGCCGAGAAUAAACUCUUUGCAAUGGUCCUACCCGGGUUUUGGAUGGAUGUUGGACAGCCAAAAGAUUAUAUAACAGGAUUGAGACUGUACUUAGAUUCCCUUAACAAGACCUCCCCUUCAAAAUUGGCUAAAGGUAUUUUUGCAGUUGGGAAUGUUUUGGUUGAUGAAAGUGCUGUAAUUGAAGACGAUUGUCUCAUUGGGCCAGACGUAGCUAUUGGGCCUGGGUGCGUAAUUGAGUCUGGGGUUAGGCUAUCUAGUUGUACGGUUAUGCGUGGAGCUAGAGUGAAGAAACAUGCUUGCAUUUCCAAUAGUAUUAUUGGUUUGUAUUCUACAGUUGGAAGGUGGGCGCGGCUUGAAAAUAUGACUAUUUUGGGUGAAGAUGUUCAUGUGGGUGACGAAGUAUAUAGUAAUGGAGGUGUAGUUCUUCCCCACAAAGAAAUUAAAUCCAGUAUCUUGAAACCGGAGAUCAUCAUGUAAAAAGUUUCAAUGUGUUUUUAGUAGUUCUUGUUGGGUGAAAGAUAUUUAAUUUGUAUGAGUUAUGAGGGAAAAUAAUAGAUGAAUUAUUGACUACUUGGCUUUAUAAUUUUUUUCUAUUUGUUUUUUCUUUUUCAUUGGCCAUGUAUUAGGGACUUUUGAAUUAUUGCAGGGUAUGCCUACCCCAGA
This is a messenger RNA of Impatiens glandulifera, 1443 nucleotides long. Its product is annotated as probable mannose-1-phosphate guanylyltransferase 1. The transcript has 5 exons. Gene Ontology annotation, molecular function: GTP binding; mannose-1-phosphate guanylyltransferase (GTP) activity. The record is from RefSeq and is a predicted model, not a curated record. Gene Ontology annotation, biological process: GDP-mannose biosynthetic process; cell wall mannoprotein biosynthetic process. NCBI's taxonomy places the organism in Eukaryota, Viridiplantae, Streptophyta, Magnoliopsida, Ericales, Balsaminaceae. Gene Ontology annotation, cellular component: cytoplasm. Bases 172 to 1257 code for a protein of 361 amino acids.